Molecule: messenger RNA, 1905 nt
Organism: Musa acuminata subsp. malaccensis (wild Malaysian banana)
Lineage: Eukaryota; Viridiplantae; Streptophyta; Magnoliopsida; Zingiberales; Musaceae
Product: MLO-like protein 13
Biological process (GO): defense response
Cellular component (GO): membrane
Source: RefSeq, a predicted model, not a curated record
AAAAGUGACUAGGAAACGCUUUACUUUUGGCCCACUAGCAGCAUCCUCUGCUUCACCACAGGUUACAUUCUUCGUUAUCCUCCUCUGAAUCCAAUUCGCCAGACAUUCCCAUCCCUUCUUUACCUAGAAAAGUUCUCCUUCCCUUCAUCGUAUCCUACUGGCUUCCAUGCUGAGCUUGGUCUAGGAAGGAGGCAAUGGCGGGUCCGGAGUCUCAUGAGUCACUGGAGUACACGCCUACGUGGGUGGUCGCCGCCGUCUGCACCAUUAUCGUCGUCAUCUCUCUGCUCGUCGAACGCUUCCUACAUUACCUUGGAAAGUUUUUGAAGCAUAAUCAACAGGAUGCACUUUAUAAGGCUUUGCAGAAGCUAAAAGAAGAGUUGAUGCUUCUUGGCUUUAUAUCCCUCCUGUUAACAGUCUUUCAACGAACCAUCAGCCGCAUUUGUGUCUCAAAAAGGCUUUUUCACCAUAUGCUUCCAUGCAAGGAGAAUAGCUUUCCCCCCAACCAGGAGGUCCAUCGUGCAAAGGGCUUAAAACUUCAACUAACAUGGAAUAACCGGAAGCUUUUAUCUGAGGAUGAAGGCUCUGAUAUUUGCAUGAGACAGGGAAAAGUUCCACUUUUGUCGCUGGAAGCAUUACAUCAACUGCACAUUUUUAUAUUUGUGCUAGCAGUUGUCCAUGUUGUGUUCUGUGCAACUACCAUGGUUCUAGGAGGAGCAAAGAUUAGAAAAUGGAAGCUCUGGGAAAAUGAUAUCAGGAAAGGGCAGCCAAAGAAAGAGACAUUAUCUGCAGAGGAACUCUCUACACAUGUUCAGCAACAUAAUGAGUUCGUGAUGGAGCAUACAGAGGGGCUUCAGCAAAGAUCAGUUGUCUUAAGCUGGAUAAUGUCAUUCCUGAAACAGUUUUAUGCUUCUGUUACCAAAUCAGAUUACAUAGCAUUGCGAUCAGGGUUUAUAAUGAAACACUGCAGUUCGAACCCAGACUUUGAUUUUCACAAAUAUAUGUUACGAACUCUUGAGGAUGAUUUCAAGAUUGUUGUUGGUAUAAGAUGGUACUUGUGGCUUUUUGUAGUCUUAUUCCUCUUGCUGAAUGUGAAUGGAUGGCACACAUUUUUUUGGCUGUCUUUCUUGCCUCUUGUUCUUCUGCUAGCUGUCGGUACAAAGUUGGAGCAUAUUAUAACAUGUCUGGCUCAAGAAGCUGCUGAGAAGCCCACAGAUGGUCAAGUACCAAAAGUGAAGCCAUCUGAUCAUCAUUUCUGGUUUAAUCAGCCAGGAAUCCUCCUUUACUUGAUACAUUUCAUCUUAUUUCAGAAUGCUUUUGAGCUUGCCUAUUUCUUCUGGAUAAUUAGCACCUAUGGAUUUUAUUCCUGCAUCAUGGAAAAAGUUGGUUAUAUCAUCCCCAGGCUUCUUGUUGGUGUUAUUAUCCAAGUUCUCUGCAGCUACAGCACUCUCCCAUUGUACACCAUUGUCACUCAGAUGGGUGACAUGUUCAAGCAAGCUAUCUUCGAUGAGCUAUUACGAUCAACUUUGCAUGGUUGGGCUGAGACUAUUAGAAAGAGAAAGGAACCAAAAACUUUUGGUGUUUCAUCCUUUAUGAAGGUGAUCAAUUCCAAAAGCAAAACGUCUGUGUCUGGCAGCAGAAUUCAGAUGCAGAAUACAAUUUUGGAAGCCGAUGGAAGUUCUGGGGUUGCUGAAAGACCAGUUGCCUUGGAAUGAAUUGCCUUGGAAUCAAAAGAACCAGCUGUCUACUAUACCAAUUUGCCUUGGACUUCUGGAGUUAGCAGUCACAAUCCUGGAUUGAUUCAAGCAUUUGUGUCUACGAAGUGUUUUCCAAGUUUUGUACAGUAUGGUGUCUUUAUAUUGUAUUUAACAUGACCGUCGAUAAUGCUACACAAUGGUUGAUAACUUG